AGCUACACCAUUCUGCCAGUAGGCGGCAGAGCGCAACCAUUCAGUUGCCCGCCCUGUUUCCACGGCGCUGAAGUCUGAGCGCCUUCGCCGGUGCCUUGUUCCGCCGGUCGCUUCCACCAUCUCAGCCGCCCUCUGCCUCUCGUCCAAGAAGACAGAUUGCUUUGGCAAGGCUCCCUUGCUGUGUAGCCCCACGCCUUCCAGAGGGGUCGACACACACCUCCAGCAAAGCCUCGUUGCUUAGCCGCCUCUGAGAAACAGAGGAGACCUUUAGGGCAGGAGCUGUGGGGCAUGUUUUAUUUUGGGCAGGGAUCAUCAGUCUCUCCCCCUCCCUCGCUCGGAAGAAGGGAAGAGGCCAGACAAGGAUGCGCCGACCAGUUUUUAAACGCGCGGAUCUGAGAGCGACGAGCUGCAGCCUUUAACCGUUCCGCAGCACGCAGCAGGGAAUUAAAAUGCUGAUAACUGUAACACCACCCUAUGAGCCAGCCUCUCUUCACUCACAGGCUCCACCCCCUCCUAUUCUACCAAAGCCUGGAAUAGACAACCUUAAAUUGCAAAGACUCUUGAAAAAAGCAGCAAAGAAGAAAGCAGGGUUAUCAGCACAGCAACCCAUAUCAUUCCGGUCCAUUCUCUCCCCUGUGAGUGAAGCCAGCCCAGACCUGGAGCACAGCGAACGCUCUUCUCCACUGAAGCCUGCAGAAACUGCAACACACCUCACCAUCAACCUCCUACCCCGCUUUUCCAUCAAGCCUGUUACCCACCAUGUUCCAUCUCCUUUUCCUAAAGGAAAGCCCUUCACGUUCACUGUCACACAGCAGAGGAGCCUUUCAGAGCAUCUCAAGCUCACAGUCUCACCUGCCGUAUCACCAGUUCAUAGACAGAGCGCUCCUGAGCCUUCAUGGCAACCUAGAGGGCACCCACCAUCAGACACGCAGACACGGUUGCCCCCUUUGAGUGCCACACACACUGUAUUUCUUUUCCACGAACAUCCCAUUUCCCCCACACCUGUGGUGGAGACCCCAGUGGUGGUUACUCAUGUUGCUGAAACACAUGCCUAUAUCCACAGUGUGCAAGCACCAAGGGUAAAAACCCCAGUGUUAGAACAGUCAGCAGAGUAUCCCAAUAGUGGAAAGAGGCCCACCACACCUACCCAUUUGCAGACAAAUCACUCACACCCACCACCAAGCCAGAUGCCAGCUCCACCCUUUGCAAGCCAGGCCAGGCCAAUUACUCCUAAGUUAGAUGUUACUUCAGCCCCUGAGCCUCCCACCAGGAUGAUGAAGACUUCAAUACUGCAUGUCCCCAGACAGUACACUGCGGUCACAUCCCCAACUUUUCCAUUCAAUGGGCCUCCUACUCUGGGAAGCAACAGCAGCCUUGAAGCACGCAGUGAAGCCCAGAGGCAGUCGAGUCCCAUUGCACCUCAGAAGCCCAUCACACCAGAGGCAGCUCCAUCAACUGUCAGCACCCAUGAUUUUUCACCAGAAAGUAAGGCUGACAGGCAGACUAUGACCCCACAGCCACCUGCUGCUUCUCCAAGUACUGCAAGCUCUUUACCAGCAUUGCCUCCCAGAAACAAGUUUAGCGGCUGGUCUCGCCUCAAAAAGCAACUGAUUGUGGAAACUGAAGAGCCCCAGUUUCCAGUCUCAGAGUUUGAGCCAGUCCGGCCUGAGCAGGUGGGAGAAAAGAAGGCAACAACAACAGAAGCCUCUCAAGAGGAAACCGGUCAGAGGGCAACCAAGUCAAGAGCUAUCAAGAUGUGGGAUGCCAUCUUAUACCAGAUGACGGUCAGCAAAAGAAAGCAGCAAACAGAGGAAAAGGAAAUCAGGAAAGAGGGAACGCUCUCAUUCCGGCGGCUUUUGCCCCUUCUCCUCUGCAGGCCACGCUUUGAUGCCCGGAAGCUUAAAGAGCUGGCUUCCAAACCGAUGACAAAGAUCACUACUCUGUUUGAGGUACGCCAAAUCCAACCCCAGCCGCCCAAGGAAGCACCAAUAAGGUUUAACAGGACUGCAUCGGGGUGGCAGCUGAAGAGAAGCAACAAAUGAAUCUGCAUUCCCUUAAGGUUACUUUUGGAGGAUGUACACUGAGCUCGGAGGAUUGGAAAUAAAUACAAGCGUUUACCAAAGCAGAAAUCACUCACAAGAAAAAAUAAAAAAUAAAAUCCUUCACAGGGUUCCUGUCUGUGUACCUAGAGAUGUACCUGCAUGUAGCGACCAUGUUUAACUACAGUAGGGACUUGAGAGGGAAGAGAUAUUCACCUCAUCUUAUUUUAAAAAGGCAUUCAAGUUUCAGGUUGGACAGCCAAUUAAAAGACAGUAAAGAGUUUUGCACAGGGCCAGUAAUUUAAAGGCUCUCAAAGGCAGUUUUAUACAGUUGAGCCAACUGUAUACUGUAUUUUUUACUUGGGCAAAGCGGAUGUACUG
This is a messenger RNA of Rhineura floridana, 2420 nucleotides long. RefSeq names its product proline rich 33 (gene PRR33). The record is from RefSeq and is a predicted model, not a curated record. The transcript is spliced from 2 exons. Lineage: Eukaryota; Metazoa; Chordata; Lepidosauria; Squamata; Rhineuridae. The coding region runs from base 450 to 2042 and encodes 530 amino acids.